AUGAUACCUGUGAAGAGAAAAGUUACAGCAACCCAAAAGGGCAAGACAGUGAUGGAUAGGGAUAUAGAGGAGGAUGAGUCUCCCACUGAGGUUCCAUCUCGAUCCUCUCAUUCAGUGCCUGCUUCAGAGGAGCACGAAGGAGCCUCAGCUCCAGCUCUAGUGCCUCCAGUCUCUCCUCCAGGAGCCUUGGGCCAGCAGAUGAUAGAGGCUAUACAAUUAUUGACCCAGUUAGUCGCUGCUCAGGCCCAACGGCAUGGUACGGGUCAAGCACAUACUAAGUUUACUAUACCAUUGGGCAGCUCUCUCACAGCAAAUCAAGAAACCACCCGUUGGCUUUCUCACUCUAGAGAUUUCGCAUUCGGAUUCAAGCAAAUUCAACCUCAAAACCAGUUCUUGCUUUGCAUAUACUAUGCCAAGAUAAAAGACACCACCAUAAUUUGGUAUGCAAAUGAUGGUUAUCCAGUUCCGCGAGGCUCUAUCGUGGAAUUAAAUCCACAAAAUGGACUAAUUCUCGGCGAUCCUCAGGGGAAAAUGAUUUGGAGCACUAGUCCGAUUAUAGCUUGUAAUGUUGCUUAUGUUGUCAUGAAUAAUACAGGAAACUUUGUUCUUGUUGGAAGUGAUUCUUCAGUUUUAUGGGAAAGUUUUCGAUAUCCAACUGAUACCCUUCUGCCUACUCAAAUACUAGAGAUUGACGACAAGCUGGUUUCUCGAAAAUCGGAGUCUUUGUCUGUUCCAGGUAGAUUUUAUCUUCGUAUGUUGAGUAAUGGGAAUUUGGUGCUUGUUACUCAAUCCAGGCCAACAAAUUUCGAUUAUGAUGCUGAGUAUUACAACAGUCAUACUUCUGAUCCUGGAGACGAAGCCAAUUCUGUUUAUCGAUUGAUAUUUGAUGAGUUAGGUUCAGUUUACAUAUUAAAAAGAAAUAAUCAAAAACUUUUGUUGACACCUCCCAAUGUCCCUUCAAUUUCAGAAAAUUAUCACAGGCUAAGUCUUGAUUUUGAUGGUGUUUUAACUCAUUACUAUCAUCCCAAGAGUACUACCUCUACGGGGAACGAAAGGUGGAGUACUCUUUGGUCUUUGCCUGAUAACAUAUGUCUAGCAAUUCUUGGAGAAACUGGAAGUGGAGUUUGUGGGUACAACAAUGUGUGCCAUCUAGGCGAAAAUCAAAGACCAUAUUGUGUGUGUCCAAAAGGGUAUUCGUUGACCGAUCCCAACAAUAAUUACGGGAACUGUAAACCAAAAUUUAUUCCAAGUUGUGAUGAAUUUGGAAAGGGCAAUCCUGAAGAUUUGUAUGAUUUUGAUGUGGUGACGGACGUUGAUUGGCCAUUAUCAGAUUUCGAGAGGAUUUAUCCUUCAGCUGAAGAAGAAUGCAGGAAGGCGUGUUUAGAAGAUUGUUUUUGGGCAGUUGCUAUUUAUAGAAGCAAUAGUUGCUGGAAGAAGAAACUGCCAUUGUCAAAUGGGAGAGUAGAUGCCACUUUGAAUGUAAAAGCUUUCCUUAAAAUAAGGAAAGUUUCAACAUAA
Messenger RNA from Lycium barbarum (goji berry), 1518 nucleotides. Its product is annotated as G-type lectin S-receptor-like serine/threonine-protein kinase LECRK2. Bases 1 to 1518 code for a protein of 505 amino acids. The transcript is spliced from 2 exons. The record is from RefSeq and is a predicted model, not a curated record. NCBI's taxonomy places the organism in Eukaryota, Viridiplantae, Streptophyta, Magnoliopsida, Solanales, Solanaceae.